Somion occarium is the source of this 2757-nucleotide messenger RNA. The record is from the annotation of a GenBank genome assembly. Lineage: Eukaryota; Fungi; Basidiomycota; Agaricomycetes; Polyporales; Cerrenaceae.
GCCUUUAGAUCUCAACGUCACCAACCGCCUCUUAGGAAGUUGAUAAGCUCGAUCCAGUCAUUUUUAUCCGUUAUUCACCGGCUGUUCUCUUCCAACCAAUACUCAUUAAGGUUUGGACGGGCCAACGCAGUCUAUGCUGCCACCUUCUUGUGUAUUUGUUCCUCCAGCCUGAACCUGUAAUUAUGGGAUGCAACACAAGGAAAUCGCUGUACUUAACUCAGCCCAAUGGCCGGCAUUCGGCUGAUCGAACCGAAAGAUAUGACGUCCUGUAUGUCCUUUGACAAGAAACGCGAUGUGGAAUCCAUGCUGCUCAUACAAUAUGACUGUAAGUUGAUUAUGCUUAAUUCGUGACGAACACGUUGCCGGGUCUUUCCCCCGUGACUCUGUACUUGAUAGCCUUAGCAGUUGGAACACCCAAUUGUAUGACAGCUGAAAACCGGCUAUGUAUCUCGAGGUUCAUAUUCACCGCGGGAGACCGGGAAUUGCUAGCGGUCAGUGUCUCUUGGAUCCAAGCCUAUUGGCCACGGCACACGCGGAGAACUGGUGAACGAUAGAAGUACGGGACCUCGGUCAUUGUGCUGGAUUCCCAGGAGUGCCCGAUCCGGAUGCAAAACCGCUGUAAUGCCCGAGAACAAUACUCCCUACAGAGGAUCCGAACUUCUUCUUCGAUGUCCACCUGAGCGCAGCAGGAUGUCAUUGGCCAGGAGACGAGUGGAGUUUGGUGGUCUUCUCCUUCUCCCUAUUUUCGUCCGUUCGACUACUUACUAUGACAUGGGCGGCAAGGCAAGUCUGAUAUCGAACCUGUGACUCCUCAUCCGUCAGUUGGAAUCCUGGUGGGACGUACUGUAUAUAACAAUAGUGCUAUCCGUCUCACCACCCAUAAUUCGGCCUUGGCUUGCACAGUGCAAGUAUGAUGAUCGACCUGCUCACCUUGCUCGCAUUGAUAGGUAACACCAUUGUGGAGUCUUCCGCACAGAAUUCCAGCAUAUCUGCCACAGUCCAACUGGACGAAGCAAUAUUCCACGGGGUUUCUGACGGAGUAGCCAAUCGGUUCUUGGGCAUCCCUUUCGCGAAACCACCAGUUGCAAACCUUCGGUUAAGACCGCCUGUCCCGAACGAUCCAUACGUUGGCAAUAUCUCAGCGACCAGCUUUGGCUCUUUAUGCCCUCAACAGCUCACGAAUAUCACGAUCCCGGAUACUGUAUCUCAAAACGUCUCAAGCAUCAUUACCACUUUCACUGCGCGUUUAUUUGCACCCCGGCCUGGCAGUGAAGAUUGUUUAUUCUUGAAUGUGUGGGCACCAGUGGGCAUCAAUUCGAGUGCUGGAUUGCCCGUUGUUGCAUGGAUACCGGGAGGUGGAUUCGAAACCAGCGGGGCGUCAGAGUUCAACGGUACCGUGAUCGUCCAGCGUUCUUUAGAACUCGGAGAACCAAUCAUCUUUGUUAGUUUAAAUUACCGAUUGAAUGCCUUUGGAUUCCUGCCUGGAAAAGAAGUCAAAGCUGCCGGUAUUGGCAACCUUGGACUCUUGGACCAGCGCCAGGCAUUCCGUUGGAUCCAAACAUACAUCCGCGCCUUCGGUGGUGACCCAACGAAAGUCACUAUAGCGGGUCAGUCUGCCGGUGGCGAGUCGGUCGCGCUUCAACUGCUCGCAUAUGGUGGAAAUACGGAAGGCUUGUUCCGUGGUGCUAUCAUGGAAUCAGGCUCUCCAAUGCCAAUUGGCGACAUCGCAAAUGGGCAGCAGUACUAUGAUGCUCUCGUCGAACAGACCGGCUGCUUUGGUUCAACAGAUACGUUGGAGUGUCUCAGAUGGGCUCCCUUUGAGGAACUGAUGAUUGCUGUGAACUCGUCACCCAGUAUCAUGUCGUAUCAAUCAGUGGUUUUGGCUUGGGUACCACGAGCAGAUGGCCUAUUCUUGCCAGAUACUUUUCAACGAGCAACCAUGAACGGCAAGAUCGCGAACGUCCCGUUCAUGAUCGGGGACGUUGAUGAUGAAGGAACAGUAUUCGCUGUUGCCGCAUUGAACGUUACGACGGACGAAGAAUUCCGAACAUAUGCUUCCGCGAUCUUCUUCCCUAAUGCUUCCGAAUCCGACAUCAAUACGCUGGCAAAACUCUAUCCAGCUGAUCCUGCAGCAGGAUCACCCUUUGACACUGGUCUUGAAGGUGCUUUUACACCUCAGUUCAAGCGUCUCUCUGCCUUGAUCGGAGACCUGAUCUUCCAAGCUCCUCGUCGACUAGUCUCUCAGGUUCGUUCCGAUAAGCAAGAUAUCUGGGCGUAUCUGAUGAAAAGAUCGAAAACGGCCACUCCGUUUGGUUCGGUACACGGAACGGACAUCGGUGUUGUCUUUAGACCUGGAGAUCUGACUGAUAACGUCAUCAACUUCAUAAACCAUCUAGACCCCAACGGCCCUCACUCAACUGAUGGAGAGCUUACCUGGCCAAAAUAUACCAACGACGCCUCACAAUUGCUUACAUUCAUAGACGGACCGAUGCCUCAAAUCAUCACUAAUGACACUUUCCGUCUAGACGCAACCAACUUCUUAACUGGUCUUACAUUGGCUCAUCCUCUGGGUGGACCAUAGAUUGAAUUUACGAUAGGCAUGAUGCAGAGGAUACUGGGAGGAUCCUGCUUGCAUCUUGUUUCAUGAUCUUGAUGGGUUUUGCAUGAGCUUAAUGAUAGAUGAGAUGUAGACGCCAUCCCCUCCAUUGAACGAGAAAUUGGCAUAUGUUUCGGAUCCAAUAGCAUCGAACUGGGCUC